CCAAGCAGGGCCGGACCGCUGGCUCUCCUCCUCUGUGUGAAUGUGUCAGGGAAGUUGUGUGCAAGUGUGUGCGCAUGUCUCUUGUUCUUUUUAAACUUAAAGCUGUGUUUAGGAGCGGCAGGCAGACUUUUUUCAGAGUGUGAGAGGGAGAAGGAGAGGGGGACCCCUGUGGUGCUGUGAUUUGACUAAACAAACAGCCCUGCUCAAAGUGGUACCUCCUCCAGCGGACUCCAGGGACAGCAGAGAUUAACCUCAGACUCUGAUCAUCUGAGGGAUCUAUACAUCUGAAGCAGCAGCCCCAGCUGGGAAUCCUUCCUCUGGUUUCAGAAAUAGAAGAGCGGCUGCUCGGACAGAGAGGGAAGACUCGUCCAGACUUCUAGGAUCACUGUGGAGAACAAACUGAUUUGAAGGCCUCCACCAUGAGGAGGGUGACUCCAUCCAUGCUCCAGGUGACAGUCACAGUUACAGCUCUGCUGUAUCUCUGCGCUGAGCUGAGCUGUGUGGAGAUCACACCGGAUGAGAAGGAGCUCGUCCUGUCCCGAGGCUCCUCUCUCACCCUCACCUGCUCCGGAUCAGGGGAGACCACCUGGGAGUUCAAGAGGGAAGACGUGCCGUUCUUCCAGCUGGAACAGUCUCAGAGCUACAGCAUUGAACAAAGCAGCGUCACAUCCAGUGUGCUGACUUUGUGGAACGUGAGCUGGAAGCACACAGGGGUGUAUGUGUGUAUCGAUCGACUCAACUGGGAAAUUAAGGAAGUUUCUGUUUUUGUCCCAGAUCCUGAUGUUUGGUUCAUAAAUAGCUCACACGGCAUGGUUGCCAAAACCAGUGAGGAAAGCACCAUCCCCUGUGUGGUCACUGAUCCCAACAUCAACGUCACCCUGUAUGAGAAGGACACCGAUGUGCCCGUCAAGGGGUUUUACAUUCCCAGUGAGGGUUACAAGGCACCGCUGGAGGACAGGACCUAUGUUUGUCGAGGAGAGAUGAAGGGAGAGGUGAAAGAGUCUCAGGCCUUCAACGUCUACAGCAUCGCUGUCCCAGAGGCCAUUGACGCCUACAUCAACGCGUCAAAGACGGUCCUAAAGCAGGGCGAGCCACUCACGGUAAACUGCACCGUGCUAGGAGUGGAUCUGUUGUCCUUUUCCUGGUAUAUCCCCAACAGAGAGAUCGAGCCAUUUACAGAAGAGUUGUCCACCAUGGUGCGCUCCUGCCUGAUCUUCCCUCAGACCACUGUGGCCCACAGCGGAAACUACAUCUGCCAUGUUCAUGAAAGCGUCCAAGACCAGACAGCCUCUGCCAGCAUCAACAUCACUGUGCUUGAGCAAGGCUUUGUGAAUCUGAGGUCGGCUCAGAAACAAAACAUUUCAGCCAGACUCCAGGAGAACGUGGAAUUGAGGGUAGAAAUUGAGGCUUACCCUCCCCCUCAGGUCCGCUGGAGCAAAGACGACGCCACCAUCAAGGGAGACAAAAUCAUCAUGACAAGACAAGAGCAGGAGAUCAAGUAUGUCACUGUUCUCACCUUGGUGAGGGUGAGGACUGAGCAGAAGGGCCUCUACACUGCCCACGUCACAAAUGGAGAUGACACAAAAGAAAUGACUUUUGACCUGGAGGUCCGAGUUCCAUCUCAGAUUAAAGACCUGACGGACCACCACCUCCCUGGGAAGAGACACUUGGUGACCUGUGUUGCUGAGGGGGUCCCAACCCCAAGCAUACAGUGGUACAGCUGUGACCGCAUGCUCAAGUGUAGCAACCAGACAGCGUUGUGGCAGCCGCUGAAAGCCGAGCCAGAGACACUGAGCAUCCAAACCAACAUCAAUUACAAUGAGACUCGCAAAAUCAGCCAGGUUCGAAGCCAGCUGACCUUCCUCAAGCCGCAGCAGGUGACGGUGCGAUGUGAGACCAGCAACCAAGCCGGACUCAUUGACAGGAGAGACAUCAAACUGGUGUCCAGCACAUUAUUCUCCCAGGUGGCAGUGUUGGCUGCUGUACUAGCCUUGGUGGUCAUCAUCAUCAUGUCCAUCAUCAUCCUUAUCGCUGUAUGGAGGAAGAAGCCUCGUUAUGAGAUCAGAUGGAAAGUGAUUGAAUCUGUGAGCCAGGACGGUCAUGAGUACAUCUAUGUUGACCCCAUCCACCUGCCCUAUGACCUGGCCUGGGAAAUGUCUCGAGAUAACCUGGUGCUGGGUCGCACUCUUGGAUCAGGAGCCUUUGGCAGAGUGGUCGAGGCAACUGCGUAUGGUCUCACUCAUUCCCAGUCCAGUACAAAAGUGGCUGUGAAGAUGUUGAAAUCUACAGCAAGGAGGAGCGAGACUCAGGCUCUGAUGUCAGAGCUGAAGAUCAUGAGUCACCUGGGCCCCCACCUUAACAUAGUCAACCUGCUGGGAGCCUGCACCAAACAUGGGCCUUUAUUCCUGGUGACUGAGUACUGCCGCUAUGGAGACCUUGUGGACUACCUGCACAGGAACAAGCACACCUUCCUGCAGUAUUAUGCUGAGAAGAACCAAGACGACGGCUGCCUCAUCUCCAGAGGAAGCACUCCGCUCAGUCAGAGGAAAGGCUAUGUGUCAUUUGGAAGCGAGAGCGAUGGAGGUUACAUGGACAUGAGCAAAGAUGAGCCCUCGCUCUAUGUCCCCAUGCAGGAGCAGAUAGAUACCAUCAAGUACGCUGACAUCCAGCCCUCUCCGUACGAGUCCCCUUACCAGCAGGACAUCUAUCAAGAACAAGGAGGUGGCAGGCUGGAUCUGGUCAUUAGCGACUCUCCCAUCCUCACCUACGAUGACAUGCUGGGUUUCAGCUACCAAGUAGCGAAGGGGAUGGAGUUCCUCGCCUCAAAAAACUGUGUUCAUCGGGACCUUGCUGCCAGGAAUGUGUUGAUCUGUGAGGGUAAACUGGUGAAGAUCUGUGAUUUUGGCCUGGCCAGAGACAUCAUGCAUGACUCAAACUACAUCUCUAAAGGCAGUACCUUUUUGCCCCUGAAGUGGAUGGCCCCAGAAAGUAUUUUCCACAAUUUGUACACAACCCUCAGUGAUGUGUGGUCAUAUGGCAUUCUUCUUUGGGAGAUUUUUACACUUGGAGGAACCCCCUACCCUGACUUACCUAUGAAUGAGUUGUUCUACAACGCUUUGAAGAGAGGCUAUCGGAUGGCUAAACCCAACCACGCCUCUGAGGAAGUAUAUGAGAUCAUGAAGAAAUGCUGGGAUGAGAAGUUCGAGAAGAGACCGGAGUUCUCUUUUCUGGUGCACACUAUGGGGAGCAUGCUGACUGACACCUAUAAAAAGAGAUACAACCAAGUUAAUGACAACUUCCUGAAGAGUGACCAUCCAGCAGUCGCCCGCACCAAACCCAGACUCACCUCACCCUUUCCCAUCGCCAACCCAGCAUUCGGCUCCCCAGCUCCUGUCUCCUUUCCUCCUGACUCGUACCGCCAGAGCCCUGGACAAUUCAGACCUGAGACAGACACACAGGAAGUCAUACCUUCAUACAACGAGUACAUCAUCCCCAUCCCAGACCCCAAACCAGAGGACGUUUUCACUGACGUGCCUUCAGAGAGCCCUGUCAGCUCUAUGGCCCUGGAGGAAGAGACGGACUCCACAUCACAGGACACAGCUGAGACUCUUCCGGAGGAGGACCGGCUAGAAGAGACCAGCGAGAGAGAUGCUUUGCUGGGCUCCUCAGGGACGCCCGAGGUAGAAGACAGCUUCCUGUAGUCACACAUAAGAAUACUGAGAAAACAGAACCUCUGUCUGAGGUUCUUUCUUAAACAUGCCAGAAAAAGGGAACGUGACUAAAUGAGAAUGUAGCAAAAAUUAAACUGAGAAGGCGAUCUUUGUUUGUCCUCUAAGCACUAAGUGAGAAGUUUCGCCUUUCUAGUUUAUGUACCUUUGAAAACCACAAAAUGGUUUGAAUUAAUGAGCCCGAUGUUGUUCAUUGAUCAGAAGCCUAACACAGCUUAAAUACAGUAUGGUACUCUCCUCACAUAUGCACUGCAGAAUCAGGUCACAGAAAGAAAUGAUGCAUAAGUGUAGCGUGGGAUUCACGUGGCCUUAUGACAUUUGGCCAUAUAGUAUGUCCCAUUUUGACCUUUUAUGCCCAUAACCAGAGUAGAUUUUCAUUCUGUUUUUUUUUUUUGUUUUUUGUUUUUUUUUUGUAGAAAAGUGGGUGUUUCUUGUUGAUAAUGAUUGUUUUAUUAAUUUUAUCAAACAAACUCUGUUCCAGCCCAGACAUAAAGCUGUUACCAUACUCAUGGUAAUCUGCAACAUUAGGGUACUUCAUGUUUAACAUUUUGUCUUGCCUUAAGAAUGACCGACAUUUGUUUUUAAUCUUUGUUAUGUUUUUGUGAUUUUCUUAUAUUCACAGAGCAAAUGAACCCUGUCAUUUCUAUGACGUUUGGACAUUGUGUAAAAUGUAAACAAAAACAGGAUGUGAUGAUUUCCAAAAUGAUACAGCCCCAUAUUUAAAUGGAAAUAGCACAACAGAAACAGCAAAUGUUGAGUCUGAGUACAGUCAUUGUUUAGGAAAAUUGCAUACCCAGUUUGUGUCUGAUACAAACAGGAAACGUCCUACAUGAAGCAAAAGUGAUAAAUAAUUCCCUUAGUUCCUACCCCUCAAUUUUGCGUAACCCCUUGCCCUUGAAACAAAGGUCCUAAGGGCAGUGAUGAAGUCUUCUUCUACGAAAUGAGACAACUCUUUGAACUCCUGAUUGGUUAUGAAAAGUCUUUGACAGCAUUUAUGUUAACACACAGGACCCCGCUACUAGCAUUUUUUUUUUCAAAAUGCUCACUUAAAAAUUAAAAGGAUCCUCAUGCAUUGAAGCAAUAUUAAAUUAGAUUGUUUUUGUAAUUUUAACAAAUCUUGCUGAUGAUUCACAAGGCAUUCUGGGAGAUUUUCCAUAACAUUUGGUUUAGAGCAUCUCACUUUGUAAGGCCAUGCAAUUCCGGCACUUCACCCUACCUCUCUGUUCCAACAUGAAUCUGUACACCUGACUCCUAGUCAUGAAUGCACAAAACACAGAGGAAGGGCUUCAUGACAGUGGGAUAGUGCAGGUAUACCGAGUAUACACUCUUCUCUUAUUAGUUUCUAUACAGCAGUGACCAUCAGUGGCAUAUCAAGCCACCUAAAGCUCCCCAUCCAGCUUCAAAAAUGUGAUUAAGUUCAGAAAAUGCGAGGAGAAAAAAAUAUAUUUUGGUUUUCAGGGUAUGUUCAGUCUUUAGAUCCCUACAGCAAUCAAAUUAACCGCAAAAGGAUCAAGAUAGCUAUAGUUUAUCAGGAAUUAAUUAAUAUUUGACCAAUUUUUUACAUAACCUGUCAGCUACUGUAAGUAAAUAUGAAACAUGAUAAAUGUAAACUUAUCCGUCCAGUCGUGAUUAAAUCAGCAUUUUUCUAUGUACUUUUACUUCAAACUCUUGUAGAGUUUGGUGUUUUUAACCAAUCAGGAUGCAGCAUAUCAGCGUCAAACCUAGUGAUGGACAACAUGGCAGUCCUAGAAAUAUGUAACUUAAUAAAUGUAAUAGGGACUGAUCUCUUUGUUCAUGCUUCAGAAGUACUCACAUUUGAAAGAAAAUACAAAUACACAAUAGUUUGUUAUUAGAACCAAAAUAUUUAUUUGAUUUUAGUUCAAAAUUUUGGUCUGGCCCCUAAAGCACCUGUCAAGACAAAAUCUGACCCCUGUAUAGUUUGUACAUGAUGACCUCUGCUAAAGAGUAUACACGUCUAAACCUCCUCUGUAGUGGUAAAGUUCAUUUUUUGUUCUUAGGCUAAGGAAGGCAUUACCUGCCUUACUCUGCCAAAUUGGCCAGUAGUUUUUAUUGCCUUUUUUUGGCUGGGUAAGAAUAUCAGUGUUAGCCAGUCAGGACCAAAGUAGAGCGGGUUAUACUUUGUGGUUCCUUGCGAUAUUAAACAACAAAAACAAACUUUCCCUCAGCUUACUUUAUCGUUCUUUCAUAAUGACUACCUGAAAUCAAGCAGCAAAUGUUGUGUUUCAAAUUGCAAAUAAUUGCCUAUAAUAAGUGUAUGCAAGAGCAUUUAUCCUUUCUGGCUUUGGUGCGAAACCUUGUUUAUUUUAUUUCUUUAGAGUUAUUGGUCUCCCUUAACAUCUGUCAGUGUGUUUUUGAACAUUUUAAACCAAUAAAAGUGUCACAACGUCCUGGCUAUCACCACUCAAUGUUAAAUUAUUUGAAAAAUACAGCUUUUUUUCAUUCCCUGAAAAGUGGGGAUUUGGAGGUAUGAGGUUUUGGCCUGACCCCCAGCAAUUUGCUUAAUGGUUCACUCAAAUGUGGACCUAAAUUAAGAGCAUACCCACUUCUGCAAGCACUACACCACUGGUUAAGUGGUAGGGGCAAGGGAUGAGUAGGACUGAGACCAGCUUUUUUGAAACGUGUCACUGGAUCAGUAGUUAGGAGAGUACAGAGCACAUAAUAACUAAAAAAAAAAAAAAGGAAAUUCGAACAUUUUAGAUUAGAGGUGGGAAUCUUUAGGCACCUCACGAUUUGAUUGGAUUACGAGUCAUAGGGCUACAAUUUGAUUCUUAAUCGAUUAUUGAUGCAUUUUGAUGCACUCGUUUUUUACAUUUCUGAUCUCACUGUGUCCAACAUAAUAAAAACUUUUCAUUUGUGUUUAGAAUAAAGAGAUUAAUUAAAUUUCCACCAUCCUCUAAUGGAAGAUAUGUGUAAACUGGAAACUCACAAUUGCACUGAACCAAAGGUAGCAGCAUCCUUUCCUUGUCAAAUAUCUGAAAUUACAAACAUAAAAAUGUCCUUUUUCACAGUUGAACAACUGGUAAUCUAAAUCUUGCUCUUACAUGCUGCAUGUCAGAGUUCCACUUUUUUGUUUCUGCUUUUCCACAGUAUUAAAUAUUUAAAUUAUUAUUAAUUAUUGGGCCUUUAUAAAUCGAUUCAGAAUCUCCCACAUACACAUCACAAUGCAUCUAAAAAUCAAUUUUUUCUUCUGCCUCUAUUUUAAAUGUUGACAUUGUGCAAACUCUGUUAGCAUGGUGUUUCGAUGUUUUUGCAAAUCAUCACAUCGCGUUUUUGUUUACACAGCGUCUCAACUUGUAUGAGUUUAGGUUUAGGUUUUAGGAGUUUAGGUUUGUAAGAUACAGAAAAAUACUACAUGCACUGUUUUGCCAUUAUGAAUACUUUAGUAUAGGCUACGUCCACCACAGUAUCUGAAGGUUUUUCAUAUAAAGUGUGUCUUCUGUGAAUUUUGAAAACUUGUUUAAUGUAGAUUUCUAUCAUAGAUCUGUGCCAGACUUGCACUUUAUAUAGGAAUAUAUGUAUGGAUAUCCAUAAUGAGGAAAUAAAAAUACUCUAAUGAAGAUGAAAUAAUUCAGCAGAGAAUAGACUUUAAUGUGCGAUUGUUAUGACACUCCAGUUUGUGUGACUACAGGUGAAUCACUCAAGCAAAAAUAAUCAAUACAGCGUAUCACUGCCUUCUAGCACAAGAUGGCACACCUGAGUGCCUUUGUAUAUAGACUGACAGAUUCUUGUCUUGCAGCUGUUGUUUCUCAAAGGGCUUCUGUGCCCAAGAAGCCUAUCACAGUCACGUGUUUAAAAAUUAUGCUUUUAGUCAUCAGUUGCAUUGUAUAACAUUCACUUACACAGUGUAUCAUACUUAAUUUCAAACAGCACAUUAUUUUUUGUAGCACCAGAUCACUGUAUCACAAGCUAUGGUACCAAAGCUCUUCUUCUUAACGUUUACAAAUGUAUUUUUUUAUAUGUGCCAUUUGACAUGUUGUGAAUGUGACAAUAAAGGUGUAUUAUCAUCGA
Messenger RNA from Cheilinus undulatus (humphead wrasse), 7757 nucleotides. RefSeq names its product platelet-derived growth factor receptor, beta polypeptide (gene pdgfrb). The coding region runs from base 420 to 3701 and encodes 1093 amino acids. The transcript is spliced from 23 exons. Lineage: Eukaryota; Metazoa; Chordata; Actinopteri; Labriformes; Labridae. The record is from RefSeq and is a predicted model, not a curated record. Gene Ontology annotation, molecular function: ATP binding; platelet-derived growth factor binding; platelet-derived growth factor beta-receptor activity. Gene Ontology annotation, biological process: positive regulation of kinase activity; positive regulation of smooth muscle cell migration; cell surface receptor protein tyrosine kinase signaling pathway. Gene Ontology annotation, cellular component: signaling receptor complex.